AUAGUCCAUGAGAAAUUCUAUAUUUCAAAUACAAGUACAAAAAAAAUCACAACAUAGACAUUGCCUUGAUCGCAUAGUUUAUUUUUUGAUUUUUAUUUUUUUUCCAUUCAUUCUCUUUUACAGAAUCUUUUUUCUUAUCAUAGCAUUCAUGUGACGUGAAUCCAUGAGAUAUAUGACGCCCAAGACAGAAUGUUGCCUAUUUCAUCAGGUUGAUUGAAUUACCAGAAUUCAAUAGCAAACGCUACAAGUUUUUUUCUCUGAAAAUGACAGGCCAAUUUUUCUUUUAAAAUACCAAUUUUUAAAUGUAAAAAAGGAAUAAAAUUCCAAUGUAUUUUAUUUUUAUUAUUUCUAUUGUUCAAAAUGUCUUUUUGGUCAUAAUGUCUCGGUGCUUUUGUGUGUAUAUGAUAUGUUUAAAUUGUGUAUUACGUGAUCAUCGUCACAGAAGUAUGAAUAUUUUUGAGCCGGUUAUCGAAGAUUCGCGCGUUCAAUCUCAUGUAUUUCUCAAUGCCAAAUAUUCGAUGGAAAAUUGCAUUGAAAUAUCAUUGAAUGUGCCUCGCCUUUACUUUUAGUUGAAUUUUUGAUUUUUUCCCCAUUCUUCACAAACACACGCACAGGCAUCUACCGAAACUUGUUCUCUUUCGAUUCGUGGGGCAACCCAUUUUAGCUAUUAUUAUUUCCAUGGUAGCGAGAGCGCGAGGCCAAUCCACGACGACAACAACAACAACAACAAAUACAAAUACAAAUACACAAACACACAUAAGGCUUAUACGAUACCCUUUGGUAAACUUUUAUUGCAAAUGUCCAAUAGCACAGGGUGAAAUGUGAAAACUUUUUUGAUUUUCAUAGCUAGAACCAUGAUCUUUUAUGCAACAAUUGUGUUUAUUCAUUUGAUUAUUUUAUCAAAUAAACCAUCGAUCAGAUCGAUCCAUCAACUUUUUUAAACUUUUAUUCAAGUUUUAAAUUGUUAUUUCGCACGAACAAAGUGUAAAUUUGAAUAGUGGCAAUAUUUUUUUGAUCAUAUCGAUUUGUUGAUUACUACAACAUCAACCAACAAUGUUAAAACGGUGUUGGGCACCUUGUUUUACGCUCAAUUCUGGAUAUCUUGCUCUUGAAAAAGGAUCCAAAUUAAUUACAUAUUAUACGGCAACGAUACAUAUCUUGUUCUUAUUCUAUGGCAUCUAUUUACUGAUGGGAGGCCAAUCCGAUGCAUUUUUUUCACCAUUCUUCGAAUUUAGCCGUAAAGAUACUAAUAUUUUGGCAUUCCUAUUCAUCGCUUAUUGCAUUUUCUAUCUGAUAUUCUGUUCGAUUGGAUUGAUUCAUGCAAUUCACACGGAGACACGUUUCUUCUUUCUUCCAUGGCUUUAUUUUUCGUUAUUCGAGAUUCUAUUUUUAGCUUCAUUUGGCUCAUUUCUACUUUAUCGUUACUAUCAUAAUGAAUGGUCAUUAUUUGCAUUCAUCAUUAUUUGGGCCGUUGUUGGAUAUCAUUCCUAUUUAUAUACCAUUAUCCUGUCAUUGUAUUAUUAUAUCAAAAAACUUCAGGAACCUAAUUUUAUCGAAAUAUACAACUAAAAAAAAAUAAUCAUGUCCAUUCAUUUAAUAUUUUGAUUCCAUUAUUACCUCUAAUCAUUUCGGCGCCAUUUUUUUAUA
Dermatophagoides farinae (American house dust mite) is the source of this 1647-nucleotide messenger RNA. RefSeq names its product septate junction component pasiflora 1 (gene pasi1). Lineage: Eukaryota; Metazoa; Arthropoda; Arachnida; Sarcoptiformes; Pyroglyphidae. The record is from RefSeq and is a predicted model, not a curated record.